Messenger RNA from Coregonus clupeaformis (lake whitefish), 2918 nucleotides. Its product is annotated as DNA-binding protein SATB2-like. Gene Ontology annotation, biological process: regulation of transcription by RNA polymerase II; chromatin remodeling. The record is from RefSeq and is a predicted model, not a curated record. Lineage: Eukaryota; Metazoa; Chordata; Actinopteri; Salmoniformes; Salmonidae. The transcript is spliced from 13 exons. Bases 276 to 2918 code for a protein of 880 amino acids. Gene Ontology annotation, molecular function: RNA polymerase II cis-regulatory region sequence-specific DNA binding; DNA-binding transcription factor activity, RNA polymerase II-specific.
GGAGCGUAUUUCCUGUAUCUGCCUUCUCUAUCGUCCUCUCGCUCGCGCUCUGUCAAGCUGCUUUGCUAUCAAACUCAAGUAAAGCGCGGUGAAGAACCGUCGAGCUCCGAGUGACGGAUAACCGACUUCUGCUCCCCGAAACAUCCCCAAGUCCAGCCCUGGAUUCAAUACUUAUCAUCAAUGGACAGAGCUUUCUUCCCAACCAGGCGAGGUAUAGACACCGCGUAAACAGUCCGUACGCUCUGUUGGGAGCCCCUCCUGGAGGUUGGUGGGGGAUGGAGCGUGGUGGUACGGAGAGCCCCUGUCUGCGGGACAGUCCCGAGCAGAGAGGGGACAGCCCGGACACCUGUGGACCCCCGCCGGGCAAGAUGAGCCGCCUGGAGGUCAACGGGAGCCCCACGGGUACACGCACGCGCCUCAACGGCACCCCGCUACGGCCCCUCGGAGGUCUGAUGAUCCCUGUGUAUUGUGUAGUGGAGCAGGCAGAUGGUGGCGUGUCUGGGGGUGUGGUCUCUGACGGGGAUGGGCGUGGUGACAGACAUGCUGAGUUUGUAUUGGUUCGUAAGGACAUCCUCUUCACCCAGCUGGUGGAGACAGCCCUCGUGGCCCUGGGCUACUCCCACAACUCUGCCGUGCAGGCGAGAGGCAUCAUCAAAGUGGGCCGCUGGAACCCCAUGCCCAUCCACUACCUGACUGACGCCCCCGAGGCCACCGUCGCCGACAUGCUGCUGGACGUCUAUCACAUGGUCACCCUACGCAUCCUACUGCAGAGCUUUGCCAGGCUGGAGGAUCUGCCGUCAGAGCAGUGGAACCACGCUACGGUGAGGAACGCCCUCAAAGAGCUACUGAAGGAGAUGAACCAGAGUUCCCUGGCCAAGGAGUGCCCCCUCUCUCAGAGUAUGAUCUCUGCCAUAGUCAACAGCUCGUACUAUGCCAACGUGUCCACCUCCAAGUGCCAGGAGUUUGGCCGCUGGUACAAGAAGUACAAAAGGAUUCAAGGUGAAUACCUGGAGAAGAUGUGGUCAGGACGGGAUAAACCUAACAUUAAAGUGGAGAGGGACAGCAUGUCAGACGUAUGUGUCCUUGGACAGCGCCCCCUCUCUCACCUGACCCCACCAACCCAGCUUGGAGGGUUACCCCUCAAGGUUGGACUAGGGGACCCCCAAACCCCCAGCCAGCAACAGGCCCUCCCCCACCCGUCUCAGCAGCACUCACCCCACAGACAGCACCACCACAGCCCCCCGCCCAGAGGCCAGCCGCCCCCUCCCGGUCCUCCGGACUCCCUCCAACCCUUACUGGGCCCGGGCGGUCUCCUCUCUCCCCAGCUCAGCCCUCAGCUGGUCAGGCAACAACUGGCCAUGGCCCACCUCAUCAACCAGCAGCUAGCCGUUAGCCGCCUGUUAGCCCACCAGCACAGUCCGCAGGCCCUCCACCAGCAGCAGCACCAACAGUUCCUCAACCACCCACCCAUCCCACGCUCUUGCAAAGCCCCAGGAGGCCUCACUGAUCCCGGGAUGAAUCCGUCGGCCGUGGAGGUCUGUCCGGACAUCUACCAUCAGGUCAGAGAGGAGCUGAAGAGGGCCAGCGUCUCUCAGGCUGUGUUCGCCAGGGUGGCCUUCAACCGCACACAGGGCCUGCUGUCUGAGAUCCUUCGUAAAGAGGAGGACCCUCGCCAGGCCUCCCAGUCACUCCUGGUCAACCUCAAAGCUAUGCAGAACUUCCUGAUCCUCCACGAGAGCGAACGCGACCGCAUUUACCAGGAGGAGCGUGAACGCAGCAUGAACCCCAACCUCAACCUAGGCACCUGCAGCCCAAGCCCCCUGGCCCAGGUCAGUGAUGAGCUGCCCCUGAAGCAGGAGUCCCUGAUCAACAUCACCUCAGGGAUCUAUGAUGAGAUCCAGCAGGAGAUGAAGAGAGCCAAGGUGUCCCAGGCCCUGUUCGCCAAGGUGGCCGCCAACAAGAGCCAGGGCUGGCUGUGUGAGCUGCUGCGUUGGAAGGAGAACCCCAGCCCGGAUAACCGGACUCUGUGGGAGAACCUGUGUACCAUUAGAAGGUUCCUGACCCUGUCCCAGGCUGAGAGGGACAUGGUGUAUGAAGAGGAGUCCAAGCACCACUACAGUGAGAGGCUCCACACUAUCCUCCACAUGUCUCCAGAACCACAGGCUGUGCACAGGCAGCCCUUCCCUCCUAGGAAGGCCCCAUCUCCAUCUCACAUGCGGGACCCAUCCCCUCUACCCACUCCCAUGCCUGGCCCCAGGGGCCACAACUCAGAUGGGACUCAAGGCAGAGACAACGGCAGCGUGAGUGGCAGCUCCAGUGGUGGAUCCAAAAAGCUGCGGUCGCGUACCCGGAUCUCCCUGGAGGCUCUGGCCAUCCUGCAGAGCUUCAUCGGUGACGUGGGCCUCUACCCUGACCAGGAGGCUAUCCACACCCUGUCGGCCCAGCUGGACCUGCCCAAGCACACCCUGGUCAAGUUCUUCCAGAACCAGCGCUACCACGUCAAGCACCACAACAGCACCACCCAGAUGAGCGAUGCAGGGGGGGGGGGAGGCGUGGGAGGAGAGGGACGCCACACACCCCAGCAGGCAGCGCUCCACCCCAGCAGGCAGCGCUCCACCCCCAGCAGGCAGCCCUCCACCCCAGCAGGCAGCGCUCCACCCCCAGCAGGCAGCGCUCCACCCCGAGCAGGCAGCGCUCCACCGCAGCAGGCAGCGCUCCACCCCAGCAGGCAGCGCUCCACCCCAGCAGGCAGCGCUCCACCCCAGCAGGUAGCGCUCCACCCCAGCAGGCAGCGCUCCACCCCAGCAGGCAGCGCUCCACCCCAGCAGGCAGCGCUCCACCCCAGCAGGCAGCGCUCCACCCCAGCAGGCAGCGCUCCACCCCAGUUAUCUGUGAGUUUAGCUCAUCAUCACCUCUGA